Drechmeria coniospora is the source of this 1425-nucleotide messenger RNA. RefSeq lists its product as uncharacterized. The coding region runs from base 1 to 1425 and encodes 474 amino acids. The record is from RefSeq and is a predicted model, not a curated record. Lineage: Eukaryota; Fungi; Ascomycota; Sordariomycetes; Hypocreales; Ophiocordycipitaceae. Gene Ontology annotation, molecular function: FAD binding. The transcript has 6 exons.
AUGGUCAUCUUGACUGCGGCUGCAUUCAGCCAGUUCCGCACCGCCCUGCCCUGCAAGGUCGUCACCCCAGAGGCUGCUUCCGACUAUGAAGCCUGCAAGAUUGCGGCAUGGUCUCAAACCUGCUGGACUCCGGCUGCCGGUUAUAUCCAGGUGAAGAGUACCCAGGAGCUUGCUGAAGCACUUGGUGCCAUCAAGAAGACGGGAAUCAAGUUUGCCGUCCGAACCACGGGUCACAACCCAAACCCUGGCUUCAGCAGCGUCGACGAGACGGCGGUUGUCGUCGACAUUCGCCAGCUCCAAUCUAGGGACUUGACCUCCGAUGGAAUCGCUCAAGUUGGGCCCGGAAACACCUGGGGCGAAGUCUACGCCUGGCUCGAGGAGCAGAAGCUGUCAGCCAUUGGCGGUCGAGACCAGCAGGUAGGACUGGGAGGUUUCCUCCUCGGAGGCGGCAUGGGAGCGCUGCCGAACCUCUACGGACUCGGGGCCGAUGGCAUCAAGAACUUUGAGGCACGCGUCCAGGUCAUGUUGGCCGAUGGCAAGCUUGUCAACGCGAAUGCCAAAGAGAACACCGAUCUCUGGCGUGCUUUGAAGGGCGGCGGCUCCAAUUUCGGCAUCGUUACGAGGUUCGACCUUGAGACCCACCCUCUGAUCAAGGUUCAAUAUACAAUCAAUUUGUACAACCCCGACGACUAUGUCGAAAUAAUCAAGGCUACCAUAAAGGUCCAGGACGAGAUGGAGAAGGACCCCAAAAUCGGUCUCUUCACCAACUUCAACCAAGGCUAUGUUGCUGUGGGAAUGCUCUACGGAGAUACUCCUGCAGAGGGGCCUCAGGCCUUUGAGCCAUUUCACAAUCUCACGAGCCUGCUGAACAUAGCGUGCCCCAGCAAGAACGGAACUCUUCUAUCCCUCGCCAAGACUAUGGGCCAUGCGCAGGAGCCCAAGAAGCGUGCUAUCCGCACGGCUACUACCAAGGUUUCGCAGGACCUGUACGAGGACGUGUAUAUGACCUGGAAAGACGCCGCCAAGAACCUCCCAGCCGACUGCGUGCUGCAUUACACUAUUCAGCCGUUGGGCACGGCCGGUGUCCAGGCUGGCAAGGAUCGUGGAGAAAGCAUCAUGGGACUGGAGAGUGUACCGCAGUGCUGGUGGGUUUUCACUUGUGAGUGGCCAAACGAUGGCUGUGACGAUGAAGCAGCCCAGCAAGCCUUAGAUACCAUGGCAGAGGGCGUGCAUGCGGCAGCUAAGAAAAGGGGCCUUCUGCUUGACUUCUUGUGCAUGAGCUUUGCUACGGCAUCUCAGAAGGUGCUGGGAAGCUACGGGCCCGACAAUGUCAAGAGAAUGGAAGCCGUGGCGGCAAAGUAUGACCCGGAGGGCGUAUUCCAGAAGCUGCAGAACAGCGGCUUCCUGCUGCGCAACAGCAUCUGA